Molecule: messenger RNA, 4021 nt
Organism: Chelmon rostratus (copperband butterflyfish)
Lineage: Eukaryota; Metazoa; Chordata; Actinopteri; Chaetodontiformes; Chaetodontidae
Gene: slc2a3b
Product: solute carrier family 2 member 3b
Exons: 12
Coding region: 316-1866 (516 amino acids)
Biological process (GO): monosaccharide transmembrane transport; response to insulin
Cellular component (GO): apical plasma membrane; basolateral plasma membrane
Molecular function (GO): hexose transmembrane transporter activity
Source: RefSeq, a predicted model, not a curated record
GUCUGGACGAGAUCGGUUCACCGGAUACACAAAGGUUGGCACAAAUCCCACAUAACGAGAGCGCAGAGGAGGAGGGUGAACACGGAAGCAGAGGGAGGGGUUUGCUGUCACUUUGGGCACUGACUCCUGUUGAAUCCACACUGAGUGCAGACAAGUGCUUCAGCAGGCGCAGAGGGCUCCACACUCAGGUUCUCUUGUUGACUAUUUGCACAGAAGGUGUGUGUUCAUAAGGAAUAAGAGACAGCGGAGCGUAAGAAGCUUCACUCAGAGAGUCCCCGCAGUUUUCUUCUUCAUAUCUUCUACUGAGCCGAAAAGAUGGAGCGGAUAGAGGACGAAAAGCCGAAGAAGAAGGUGACGUUUUACCUUCUCUACUGUGUUUCAACAGCAGUCAUCGGCUCGCUACAGUUUGGCUACAACACCGGGGUCAUCAAUGCACCAGAGCAGAAACUGCGUAGGUUUUUCCAGAAUGUGUCUAUGGCGCGGUAUGGCGAGCCUUUCAGCCCGGGAACCAACACCAUGGUGUGGAGUGUUUCUGUGGCUAUCUUCAGUGUGGGAGGCAUGAUAGGGUCUUUCUCUGUUGGAGCCUUGGUCAACAAAUUUGGCAGGCGCAAGUCCAUGCUGCUAGCUAAUGUCCUGGCUCUGCUUGGAGGGGGUCUGAUGGCACUGUCAGCUCUGAGUCAGUCUUUUGAGAUGGUCAUUGUUGGCCGGUUGAUCAUCGGCGUCUUCUGCGGUCUGUGCACGGGUCUGACACCCAUGUACGUCGGCGAGAUCUCUCCCACCGCUGUCCGAGGAGCCUUCGGCACGCUGCACCAGCUGGGUGUCGUUAUCGGCAUCCUGGUGGCACAGAUCUUCGGCCUGGAGGCUCUGCUCGGCUCAGACACUCUGUGGCCUGUGCUGCUGGGCCUGACCAUCCUGCCCGCCAUCCUGCAGAGCAUCAUGCUGCCCUUCUGCCCCGAAAGCCCCCGCUACCUGCUCAUCGUCCUCAACCAGGAGGAGGAGGCCAGAACAGCGCUGGUGCGCCUGCGUGGCAGUGAAGAUGUGAGUGAUGAUUUGAAUGAGAUGAAGGAAGAAGGGAUGAAGAUGGCCAUGGAAAAGAAAGUGACCAUCCUUGAGCUCUUCCGCUCCCCAAACUACCGUCAGCCAAUCAUUAUCGCCAUCAUCCUCCAGCUCUCUCAGCAGCUGUCCGGCAUCAAUGCUGUCUUUUAUUACUCUACAGGCAUAUUUGACACAGCUGGUGUGACUCAACCCAUCUAUGCCACCAUAGGAGCUGGAGUUGUCAACACUGUGUUUACUGUUGUCUCACUCUUCCUGGUUGAGCGGGCGGGGCGAAGGACGUUGCACCUGAUUGGACUGGCUGGAAUGGCUAUCAGUGCCCUGCUUAUGACGAUCUCCCUGUCGUUGGUGAAGACCAACGAAUCUCUAAGCUACCUGGCCAUAGUAGCUGUGUUCGGCUUUGUUGCCAGUUUUGAGAUGGGUCCAGGUCCCAUCCCCUGGUUCAUCGUGGCAGAGCUCUUCUCCCAGGGACCCCGACCUGCUGCCAUGGCCGUCUCUGGUUGCUCCAACUGGACGGCCAACUUCCUGGUGGGGCUGGGGUUCCCUAAACUGGAGGAACUCUGUGGUCCAUAUGUCUUCAUCAUCUUCAUGAUCCUCCUCAUCAUAUUCUUCAUCUUCACGUUCCUGCGAGUGCCUGAGACCAAAGGAAGAACCUUUGAUGACAUCGCUCAGGGAUUCGCUACCAGUGCAGGGAAAUCCUCACAAUCCCCGCCGCCUGAGGCGGUAGUCGUCGGCCUGCCAGAGAGCAAAGACGCUGCACCCAUGUCCCCCACAGAAAAGGUUCCCAUGGUCAACCUACCAGAGAAGCCAUGAGUAUCGUUAGAGAGAAGGAGGAACAGGGUGCAAGACAGACGACAGGUUCCAAGCACAUAGAUAUUGUAAGGAGUUAUAUUUCAUAACUCACAAAUGGUGACAGAGCAGUGGGGGUGUGUUUAGAAAAAGCCAACUCAGUGUAUUAAUGCAGAAAUAAGAUUUUAGGUUUUCGUGUUUUUAGUGUGCCUUUUUAAAAAAAAAUUAAACUCAGUGUUUUUUUUUUAAAAGAUUCAGCUGUUACAAAUGCUAAAAUAAUUGACAGAAUUCAAUGUAAUCAUACUUUAAACAUGGGGCCAAACUUAAGUGAAUUACCAGUACUUAAUAUUUAUUGACAUUCCCAGUGCCUGCUCCAUGCAUCUUGCCGUAUAAGAGGAUCAACAUAUGUUCUGCGUUAAGUCCCAGAUCUUUAGCUACCCCCAGAGUUAAAAGGUUGCAGGAUUUGGGGGUUUUACGUAUUGAGGUCAAGCCUGAAAAGCCGGUUUUGGAGCCUGGUAGUUUGACCCAUUAAAAAACCCACUGACUUGCAGUCCUGUCUGUCUGCCUGCCUGGUGUGCCUUGCUGCUAGGGGGAGGGAGCCAUGUUGCCUUGACUAGAUAGAAUAAACAUGGAGAAGAAGCUGCAGACUUACAAUAAAUAUAUUUAAGAAAGCAGAAAAUAAAUAUUUCUUCUCAUCUUGUUGCACAACGUCCCCCGAGAGGCGAGGAUGUUUGUGUGUUGUUUGAAGCCGGCAGUGUUAAUGCUGAUAAAUAAGGACAACAAGGACAGGUGUGUAAAUCAGUACUGUCUGCAUCAAGUAUAUUGUUUGUAAGAGAUAGAGGUGUAGUUUAGCACUGCCAAGACUGAAAGAAGUCUCCUUAUAGGCUUUCUGCUCUUAAAAACACAACCUAACCUCUUGUGUUUUACGAGAUCGUUACACAACCAGGGUGACAGAAAAAUUGUUGUACUACAGAUGUUUAUAAUUUGCAUUACAGCAGUUGGACACAAAAAACUCAGGUGGCUAUUUGUGCUAUACCGUAAAAUCGGCUUCUGACUGUUACGGCGUAAAAAAUGCAUUCAUCCAUCACUGUACUUGAAACUCUUUUGACAUCCGCACGUAGCAGUAACUUCUGAAUCACGGGUCAUGAAAUAAAAUGUCUUACAAUCUCUAAAAUAGUGUUACAUCAAAUCAAAAGUGCUUGUCAGUGUUAAACCAUUGUUCGAGGGAUGUGCCGAGACACACUCAAGUCUACUGAUAAUGAAAUGACAACACGCUUCUCAGUAGAAACAAGACAUUAGCCAUGUGGAACGGUGAUGUUGAAUUAAAACACUAAACUGUAUUUAUUUCAAUGGUUAACGCACAAAAAAUAUCUUAUCGUCUACAUUUGUUUCUAAUUGUCUGAAAUCAUGUGUAUAUAUUGUAGAACCUCCAGUUACUAUAUCAUGAUCAACUACCACAGCACAGUAUGCGUGCUUCUAAAUGUCAUGCCAGUGUUUGGACAGUUGCUUCUUCCUCUGGAUGCGCGCAUGCUUAAAGGAAGCACAUGUCCAUGUUUGAGCUCAGCAGCGUUUUUCAUUUGCACUUUUGUCGUCGGACUACUUCAUAAUGACUGCUUGUAUUGUGUGUGGCUCUCUGUUACAUGUAAAUAUACCAUAUGUGUAAGUGUAUGGUUUUGGUUGCUUGUUUCCCAUAAUCCUGUUUCAUCUACUGUACGUUACAUCUACUGAUUUGUCUUGCACUAUGGAAAUACUGUUACUAUGGUAAAUGUCGCUAUGUUGCUCAAUAGCAGAGAGAACUGAGGAAGGCUGAGCGUGCUUGAGAGUCAGAUAAGAGAUGACCUUUACUGUUUUUUAUUAUUAUGUCCUCUGUUCUCUGCCGUAAUAAUAUGAGUGACACUUGCUUUGUGAAACUAAAAAGGAAAUAAAGUUGUCCAUCUUUUAAGGGAACGUGUGACUUGAAUUAUGAGCCUAAACAGUCUGUUUUUUUCUGUCUGUAAUGCUAUGAGUCAAAGCAGGUUUCAUGAAUGUUUAAUGGAACUGCAGGCUGUGCUAAAGUGAAAGUGUGAGAGGUUUGUGUGGUAUUUUGUCUGGUACCCACUUCUGCACUGUGGCAACUCCAUUUCCAUCACUGCACGACGACAAAACCUCAGUUAGCUGCGCAGUCAUUCAACACAGAACU